AAAGUUGCUCAUCACGCUAUAUAUCUUUUUACUAGACACACCAUUAAAUCAUACCCAGCCGCAAAUGAAAGGAUAUCCUAGCAUGCCAUGGUCCAAUACCAGCCCUAAUCUAGUUCUUAAUACCCAACCUUCUCAGGACACACCACAAUCACAUAUUCAUUCCACUCAAGAGUCGCUUUCUAAACCAAGCUCUCAGUCCAAUUUAUUACCCAUCACAGUUCUUUCCAAUCCUUUUUUUAAUUCCAACUUUUUUCUAUCUCCAAUGCACCAAGCAAGCUUUUCUCCUCAUUUGUCGUCACAGUUACUCAUGGCAAACAAGUCGCAUUCUCAAAAUGAAUCCAUAUCGCACCAGAAUCCAAACCCACCCGCGACAACACCGUACAAGAACAAAAACGAGCCACAAGUUUUGGAUAUAGUCAUGCCAGCCACUACGAAACCAACUCCAAGUAUGGGGUUACAUCAUUACCGUAUGGCAUCGAUGCCAUCACGUAUUACUAAUUUACAACGCGACGUGGCACCCCAGUCUAUUGUAACGACUUGGAUUCCAGUUCAAUCCCAAGAGAUGGUGCAUUCCAAACUCAACUGUCCGGACUCUACCUUGUCUUGUUCAAAACCCCCACAAUGGGGUACUUUGUCUGAUUUUUCUACCCACCAUCAUCAAGAGCUCUCUGUGGCCGUAGCAAGUGAGCCUCAGACUUCAUCUGCCAGUCCAAAGACAUUCAAGCAUCGAACAUCAGAACGACAACAACAGCAACGUCGCGCAAAACAAAACCGUGAAGCCCAACGAAGUUUUCGAACAAGACAUAAAGCCUAUGUACAACAACUCGAACAAAGGGUCGUUCAAUUACAAGCCAUGGUUGCUGUUGCCAAAUCAAGUAGUGGAUGGCAAGACGAACGACAAGAAGUGUUUAAUACUGUUUAUAAAGCGUGUAAGCCGUUUUUGGUACCUUUGAAUCAGGUUGUGUGUUCGUCGGGUGAAGGUGUGUUGACGCAGCAUUCAAAUGAACGCAAUACCUCGGUAGAGAGUGAGCGGGGCAUGCAUUCUUCAUCUGCAUCCUUACCGAGUCAGUCUGCAAUAACAUUGCUUGCAAAUGAAAUUGUACAAAGUCUAAAGGCUGUGGCUACAAAGUAUGAUACAAUGUGGGAUCGUUCCAUCAAUUUAGAUUCGGAUCCCACCAUGGUUCACGACAAUCUAAAAUGAAUCCGACGCUUUGGUGCAGGGCUAAACCAUGUACUCCAAUUUUUUGCCUAUAUGCUUUUUGCGUGUUUAUCUUGCUCUAUUUUCAAGCAUUUUGAUGGUCACUUGAACACCUAAUAAAUACUAUAGUUGAUUUGAUUCAAUUAUUCC
Molecule: messenger RNA, 1348 nt
Organism: Batrachochytrium dendrobatidis JAM81
Lineage: Eukaryota; Fungi; Chytridiomycota; Chytridiomycetes; Rhizophydiales
Exons: 1
Coding region: 65-1201 (378 amino acids)
Biological process (GO): regulation of DNA-templated transcription
Molecular function (GO): DNA-binding transcription factor activity
Source: RefSeq, a predicted model, not a curated record